This is a messenger RNA of Lentinula edodes (shiitake mushroom), 2013 nucleotides long. RefSeq names its product ASST-domain-containing protein. Bases 217 to 1881 code for a protein of 554 amino acids. The transcript has 13 exons. The record is from RefSeq and is a predicted model, not a curated record. NCBI's taxonomy places the organism in Eukaryota, Fungi, Basidiomycota, Agaricomycetes, Agaricales, Omphalotaceae.
CGCUACAUGUGAGGCCAUUCCCAUUCCGCAGUCUUCAUACACGGUCCUGGUCUAUGCGGUCAUGCAUUCCCGUGCGACGGGUAAUGAAGAAAAUUUAUUUUUUCCGUGGCCAUUGAACCCACGAGUUACUUAAGAACGACUGAUUGGUUGACAACAAAAUUUCUUUCCCAAAGUGCACCCCCGCCGCGCCCUUUGUUCGUCGCUGGUUGUCUACCCAUGCUGCUACAGAGUUUUCUGUCCUUCAUAUGUCUAGGCAUUUUAUCAAGGAGGGCGUUGGCCGACACAACAUAUUUUCAGAGCAGUGAUUACUCGAGCGGCACAUUGGGUUCAGGACCUUACCAAACCUUUAAGUCGAGUUCUUCAACGCCUUCAGCAUGGAACUUCGUAGUUCCAUAUAAUGACAGUACAGCCGGACAAAUUGAGUCUGGUCUUGUCUUCAUUGCCCCAAGGGGCACGAACGUGAAUUCUCCGGGCGCGCUGAUUUAUGAUAAAAGUGGUAAUUUGAUAUGGGAUGGAACUCACUUUGGUCAAACUCUGACGUUCAAGGUUGCAACAUACAAGGGUGAACCGGUUAUUCUUCUGUGGACCGGAACAGUAGCUGGAGCAGGUGUAGGAUUUGGUUAUGACUUGAUAUUGAACAACAAGUAUGAGAUUAUUGCGAACUUUACUGCCGCAAAUCUCAAUGGUUCACUCGCUGACUUUCACGACAUUGAGAUGACGUCUAACGAUACGGCUUUGAUCACUGCCUACCAGCCCAAAACUUGGGAUCUCUCAGCGUUCAAUAUCACAGACGGAUGGUUACUAGAUAGCAUUGCGCAGGAGGUUGACCCUUCAACUGGGGAGGCAAUUUUUACUUGGGUCGCAAGUGACCACGUCGAUCCCGAUAGCUGCUACGCCAGUCCGGGAACGACAGGCACGUCUGCCGACAACCCAUGGGAUUACUUUCAUAUCAAUGCAGUCAACAAGGACGGUGCGGGUAAUUAUCUCAUCUCAAGUCGCCAUUGUCAUGCAAUCUACAAUGUCGCUUCUUCUGGGGACAUCAUUUGGACACUCGGAGGCCACAACUCAACAGUGACCAUGAAUGACGGAACCACGUUCGCUUGGCAGCACGACGUAAGAUGGCACAAUCAAGAGACUCAGAUGAGUUUAUUUGAUAACGAAGGAACUGCUUGGGAACUAGACAGCUCCAGCUCUCGUGGCCUUUUAUUAGACUUCGACGCCUCUAACAACUCAGUUUCAUUGAACAAGCAGUGGAUUCCAUAUAAUGUAACCGUAUCAGAAUCUCAAGGUAACGUUGGUAUACUGGAUUCGGGAAACACUCUAAUCGGCUGGGGACAAAUCCCAUAUUUCUCUGAGUACAAUGCAGAUGGUCAAUUCCUCUACGUUGUCCAGUUCGGAGUGGGAGAUGUACAGAGUUAUCGAGCUUACCAUUACAACUGGACUGCUACCCCUAAUACCCGGCCCUCCGUUUUCGUGGAAACCGAUGGUUCCAAUACCACUGUGUAUACUAGUUGGAACGGCGCUACGGAGGUCGACACCUGGCAACUGUCAGGAUCCACCGCAGACUCCCCACAACUCGCAGUCCCGAUUUCAAACACUUCCCGAAGCGGAUUCGAGACCGCAAUUAGUGUCACAGGCACCAGCACAAACUUCACGUACUUCCAGGUUGCUGCUUUGAAUUCGAAUAAAAAGAUCAUCGUCUAUUCCAAUUUCACUGCUUCAGACGGAUCGCAGCAAAAUCCUGCUGCCAAUCAGACCGUGGAUUCAUCCAACAGCUCUGGCUCUGAUAGCCCGUCUAGCGGCUCCACCCAAGUUACUGUGGGCAGCAGAAUGAUCACCUUCGUUCUCGUUACCCUACGGAUCCUCUUUACCCUUGUCUGAAACAGACUUUGAAACAGACUUCCAUUGAACAAUUGCACAAUCCUCCGAGUCAGCAUAAUAAUUCUCAUUGACAUUCUAUUAACCAAAUGAAAAUCACUUAUUCAUACUAUGUAUGUACUCAUACUUGUCUUU